UAGUUAACGAAAUUUCAGCCUCAUAAACACAUUAAAAAUUUUGCCUCUUGAGAGUUGAAAGGGCCCUGUAUUUUAUUAUGUCUUUAAGUUGUCCUCUGAAAUAUACUCACAAAUGUGAUGUUUUGUUAAUGACUGAGGAACCUGUCUGUGACAUCAUUUAUGCUCUGCCACACUCUUGACACUGUCUGCACCAGGAAGAUGUGAAGGUGCAGUCAUGCAGGAGAACCUCAGAUUUGCCUCAUCGGGAGACGAUGUUAAGAUAUGGGACGCUUCCUCGUUGACGCUGGUGGAUAAGUUCAGCCCGCACGCUGCGCCUCAUGUUAUUAGCUCAGUGUGCUGGAGCAGCAACAAUAACUUUCUAGUGACAGCAUCUUCCAGUGGUGACAAAAUAGUUGUCUCAAGUUGCAAAUGUAAACCUGUCCCGAUUUUAGAGCUUGGUGAAGGGCAAAAGCAGACAUGUGUCAGUUUAAAUUCAACAUCUAUGUAUUUGGUAAGCGGAGGCCUAAAUAAGACUGUUAAUAUUUGGGAUUUAAAAUCAAAAAGAGUUCAUCGAUCUCUUAAGGAUCAUAAAGAUGAAGUAACUUGUGUAACAUAUAAUUGGAAUGACUGCUACGUUGCUUCUGGAUCUCUCAGUGGUGAAAUUAUUUUGCACAGUGUAACCACUAAUUUAUCUAGUACUCCAUUUGGUCAUGGUAGUAACCAGUCUGUUCGGCACUUGAAGUACUGCUUAUUUAAGAAAUCACUCCUGGGCAGUGUUUCAGAUAAUGGAAUAGUAACUCUCUGGGAUGUGCAUAGUCAGAGUCCAUACCAUAACUUUGACAGUACACAUAAAGCUCCGGCUUCAGGCAUCUGUUUUUCUCCUGUCAAUGAACUGCUAUUUGUAACUGUGGGCUUGGAUAAAAGAAUCAUUCUCUAUGACACUUCAAGUAAGAAGCUCGUGAAAACUUUAGUGGCUGAUGCUCCUCUGACUGCAGUGGAUUUCAUGCCUGAUGGAGCCACUUUGGCUAUUGGAUCCUCCCGUGGGAAAAUAUAUCAAUAUGAUUUAAGGAUGCUGAAAUCACCAAUUAAAACCAUCAGUGCACAUAAGACAUCUGUGCAGUGUAUAGCAUUUCAGUACUCCACUGUUCUUUCUAAGUCAGGUUUGAAUAAGGGCUGUUCAAAUAAGCCCACAGCUGUGAACAAACGCACUGUUAAUGUGAGCGCCGGCGGAGGAGGAGCCCAGAAUCCUGGAGUGGUCAGAGAAGCAGCCACCACACCCCUUGCCACAGUUCUGCCCCAGCCCACGGCAGCCGCUGUGGGAAAGGGAACAGCAGGUGCUCCUCAAGACAAAGCAGGUCUGCCUCAAAGCAUAAACACCGAUACUUUAUCAAAGGAAACGGAGAGUGGGAAAAAUCAGGAUUUCUCCAGCUUUGAUGAUUCUAGAAAAAGUAGUUUAGGUGACAUGUUCUCACCUGUCAGAGAUGAUGCUGUAGUUAACAAAGGAGGUGAUGAGUCCAUAGGCAAAGGAGAUGGCCUUGACUUUCUACCACAAUUGAACUCAGUGUUUCCUCCAAGAAAAAAUCCAGUAGUUUCAAGCACUCCAGUAUUGCAUUCUAGUCCUCUUAAUGUCUUUAUGGGGUCUCCUGGGAAAGAAGAAAAUGAAAAUCAUGAUCUGACAGCUGAAUCUAAGAAAAUGUAUCUGGGAAAACAGGAAUCUAAAGACUCCUUCAAGCAGUUUGCAAAGUUGAUCUCCGGUGCUGAAACUGGAAAUCUAAAUGCCUCUCCAUCAUCUAACCAAACAAGAAGCCCUGAGAAAUUUGAAAAGCCAGAAAAAGAAAUUGAAGCCCAGUUAAUAAAUGAACCUCCAGGCAAUGGAUCCUCAACUCCAAAUCCAAAGAUAGCAUCCUCUGUCACUGCUGGAGUUGCUAGUUCACUAUCAGAAAAAAUCGUUGAUACCAUUGGAAAUAGUCGGCCAAAUGCACCGUUGUCAUCUGUUCAGAUCCGUUUUAUUCAGAACAUGAUACAGGAAACCCUGGAUGACUUUAGAGAAGCAUGCCAUAGGGACAUUGUGAAUUUGCAAGUGGAGAUGAUUAAACAGUUUCAUAUGCAAUUGAAUGAAAUGCAUUCUUUGUUGGAAAGAUACUCAGUGAAUGAAGGUUUAGUGGCAGAAAUUGAAAGACUACGAGAAGAAAACAAAAGACUGCGGGCACACUUUUGAAAUUUCAGUGAAUACUUUGAUGUUUUGUAAUUUGGGGAAGGUUCUGACAACACAGAACUACAUGAAAUCAGUAUUGUUUUCAUAACCUCUGGGAGAAAAAAUUUUUUUCAGUAAAAGGGUGAUGGGAUUUUAUACCAAUCACUAUUUCAUCUUUUCUGUCAAAUAUAUUUAUAUUUUUGUAUUAAAAACUACACUAUGUCAUCUGCCUAAGAGGAAAGCCAACAGUCUUUAUUUUAUGGAAGCUUUGCCUAUACACUAAGUGCCCUUUUUCAUGAAAAAAUUGUGCAAAAAAAUAGGUGAUGUAUGUUUUUUAAUCAUCCUUUCUAAACAUAAUAUUUUUGGUUGACAGUUGCCUUCCAAUUUUUUUUGGAUGUUUGAUGAUUAAAGAGUGUGAUAUACCUUCUAUUUUUAUGGAGAAAGUAAGUUUAAUUGGUGUUUUGUGUUUCUAAGCAAUUGACUAAUAAAACACAAAGUUGGUUAGUAAUUAUUUUGUUAACUUGGUUAAGUCAAGUAAAACUAUUAUUUAUUACUUGUACAUUUGAUAAGAAAAUUUUCAGAUUUUGAAUUGCACAGAUCACAUUAUAUCUAUUGCAUUACUCUUUUAUACUUCUAACUGAUCACUACUCUGAUUGAUAUUUUGUAGUUAAUUUUACCUGUGAAAACUUUUAAGGGUUUAUAAGACUCAACCAGAACUGCGUAUCUGCUGAUUAUCUCAUUAAUUAACAGCAUAAAAUGUAUACUAUAAUGUUUUAGUCACUAUAAUUCAGCUUAGUAAUCAGUGAAAAUUUCAUAUUAUACUAAGUAUUACAGUAUUAGUCCAUUUUUUCUUCUCCCAAAUGAGGUGUGGUUUAUUUUGUUCUGUGGUUUAUAUCAUUAACUUUCUUUAAUCCUUUUCUGUGCUGUAUGUAAUUUUUUUAUAUUAUUGACCCACUAUAAAAUAAAUAAAAAUUUUUUU
Molecule: messenger RNA, 3152 nt
Organism: Cervus elaphus (red deer)
Lineage: Eukaryota; Metazoa; Chordata; Mammalia; Artiodactyla; Cervidae
Gene: NEDD1
Product: NEDD1 gamma-tubulin ring complex targeting factor
Exons: 15
Coding region: 215-2197 (660 amino acids)
Biological process (GO): microtubule nucleation; mitotic cell cycle
Cellular component (GO): centriole; pericentriolar material; ciliary basal body
Molecular function (GO): gamma-tubulin binding
Source: RefSeq, a predicted model, not a curated record